Molecule: messenger RNA, 1087 nt
Organism: Mercurialis annua (annual mercury)
Lineage: Eukaryota; Viridiplantae; Streptophyta; Magnoliopsida; Malpighiales; Euphorbiaceae
Exons: 4
Coding region: 245-1087 (280 amino acids)
Biological process (GO): proteolysis
Molecular function (GO): cysteine-type peptidase activity
Source: RefSeq, a predicted model, not a curated record
UUUGAUAUAAUAAUAAUAAUGGCAGCAAAUUUCAAAGAUUGCCUCUGAGUUCAAAAUUCCUUAUGCAAAGCCACUAGCAUUUAUCAAGGCUAAAGAGAACGUAAAAUGUGUGAAGAAACUGAAUCCUCUUGACGACAAUGUUGAUGGAGAUAUCCAAUGUGCAGAACUACAAGAUUUUGUUGAUUGGAUUCAGUGUGGCCUGAGGCCUGAUCUUAAGAAAAAGUUUUAUCUAGAUAAUGACAACAUGAUUCGACCAAGAAUGGAUUUUGGAGUGGAACAUAUUUGGAAAAAAUCAUGGUUUUAUGCGAUUAAGUGUAGUGGUCAAUUUUUGACGUCAUCUCAUAUCAAUGUGGUUAUGUAUUACAUCCGCAAGAAAGCCAAGUAUAAGCUGUUAGAUGGUUUGCGAAUUACCACAACUGACUGUCUGUUUGACGAUAGAAUGUGUGCAACGUAUGUGGCAUAUACAAAAAAGAAGAAGCAUGAUGUAUCUACUGUCAGUGAGUGUGGUACUGUAGCUGAUUUUAUUCGUGGAGAUAAGGUUCUUUGCAAUACUCAUUGGAAGGACGUGGAUGAGGUUCUUUUUCCCAUACACGUGAACAGUCAGAAACAUUGGAUUUUGGGACGUUUGGUCUUUAAAGAGAGAUGCAUAUAUGUCUAUAAUUCCAUGCAAUCAUCUUUGUCGAGGGCUCUUGGAAUUGAAGCAGCCACGGAAUAUUCAGUUCUCAUUCCUCUGUUUUUAACUCGUAUGAAUAUUUAUCAAAUGAGGAGCGACAUUGAUUUCAACUCUCCUGCUUAUCAGAAUAAGCAUUUUUGUGAUUCUUUCAAUAUUGUAUCUGUUUCCAGCCUUCCAGAGCAACAAGAAACUGAUUGUGGAGUGUUCACUCUUGCGUUUGCAGAGCAUUUGAUUCAUGAUAAACCUAUUCCAUUGACUCUGGAUAUUAAUCGCUAUCAGAUGCGUCUCUCAUAUCUGUUGUACCGGUAUGGCAUGAUGAAGAAUGCAGAAAAUAUUGUUAGUGAUGAAGAGAUUGAAUCGAAGAAGAACGAUGAAAAAGCAACAAAAAAAGGGAAGAAAAAGGUGUCAGAUUAG